CAAAUAAGGUAUGGAAAUUAGAAGGUCCUAUUGGUUAUGUGACUGAGUCUGUUCCUAGCUAAUCAGACACCUCGAUUUGCUCCCAGGACCUGCCUAUAAAAACGGCCAUGUUCCACCUACUCCCAGAACUGGUCUGCUCGGGCGAGUAUUCCCCUUUCGUUUUGCAAAGACCUUUCUUCUUUUUCCAAUGUCCGGCCGCGGCAAGCAGGGCGGCAAGGCGCGCGCCAAGGCCAAGUCUCGCUCCUCGCGGGCUGGGCUGCAGUUCCCCGUGGGCCGCGUGCACCGGCUGCUCCGCAAGGGCAACUACGCCGAGCGCGUCGGGGCGGGCGCGCCCGUGUACCUGGCGGCGGUGCUGGAGUACCUGACGGCCGAGAUCCUGGAGCUGGCGGGCAACGCGGCGCGCGACAACAAGAAGACGCGCAUCAUCCCGCGCCACCUGCAGCUGGCCAUCCGCAACGACGAGGAGCUCAACAAGCUGCUGGGCAAGGUGACCAUCGCGCAGGGCGGCGUGCUGCCCAACAUCCAGGCCGUGCUGCUGCCCAAGAAGACCGAGAGCCACCACAAGGCCAAGGGCAAGUGAUUGGACGGGCACCGCAGCUUCCGGAAGCGCUUUGAAACCCAAAGGCUCUUUUCAGAGCCCCCUA
Myotis myotis is the source of this 644-nucleotide messenger RNA. Its product is annotated as histone H2A type 1. Gene Ontology annotation, molecular function: structural constituent of chromatin; protein heterodimerization activity; DNA binding. The transcript has a single exon. Lineage: Eukaryota; Metazoa; Chordata; Mammalia; Chiroptera; Vespertilionidae. Bases 188 to 580 code for a protein of 130 amino acids. Gene Ontology annotation, cellular component: nucleosome. The record is from RefSeq and is a predicted model, not a curated record.